Messenger RNA from Closterium sp. Naga37s-1, 1647 nucleotides. The record is from the annotation of a GenBank genome assembly. Lineage: Eukaryota; Viridiplantae; Streptophyta; Zygnematophyceae; Desmidiales; Closteriaceae.
AUGGCGCUAAUGGCUGCCGUUGGCGCGCCAGGCAGAGGCUACUCCCCUUCGAUCCGCGCCUCCACCACCCUUGACCCUCGUCGCUUUGAUCGCAUCGCGGUCGUCAGCCACGUCGACUUUCAACCUCGCCAUGCAUCGUCAACGCGGCGACGCUGCGGAAGGUUCGAGUUCAUUGGCGGAAGAAUACCGCAUUCUAAGCGCGCAUUAGCCGUUUCCCGAAAGGGCUGCGGGCGCCGUUCCGCGGAUGCUCCGCCAAGGUGGCUGGUCACCCGCGCGGGGGGACUUGGAGGCGGGAAUGGCGAAGGGCCAGCGGAAGACGAGGGUAGAGGGGGACGCGCGCCCGCGGAAUGGGUAGCGAGGGAGGCGGAGGCGGCGGACCUGGACGCGCCGGUGCUACGGGUAAUGCGGGAACGGCGGGAGCAGGGGAAUGCAGGCGGAGCAGCAGCGGGAGACAGAGCGGAGGCGUCUAGCGGAACAUCGGCAACAGCGGGAGCACCGGCGGUAGCGCCAGAAGCACCGCGAACAAUAGCGGAAGCACUAGCAGCAGCGGCUGCAGUGGUGGCUAGUAGCGGCGAUUCAAAAGGAGUGAUUGGGCGCGACUGGGGUGCCACGUGGGAGGCCGUGACUAAAGCGAGGGACCUGAUGGACGAACAGGAGAAACGGAACGGGCAGGCCGCAGGGGAGAAUACAACGGGAGGGUUACUAGAAAGCUCGCCCUGGGAAUACCCCAGUCAGGGAGACACCGGAGCGUACAGUAGCGGGUACGGCGGUAGUGAUGCCGUUGGGAAAGAGGAGGAGGCGGCGAGAGUGGCGAUUAUUCGCGGGUAUGAGAGGCGGGCGGAGACGAGGGGGCGCACAGUCGUGGUGCGGCCAAUGGCGGGGUGCCACGUGGCAGCGCUGACGGAGAUGUUGACGGAUUCGUUCAUGGACUACAUGGGCGGCAUGACGUUCAAGCCGCUGCUGCGCAUGCAGAUCUCUGUCUAUGUGGCAGGCCGACUACGCAUUGUGCCACAUGGCGUGAUGCUAGUGGCUACUCUGGAGCAACCUCCUCACUCCUCCGACAGCGAGCCAGGUGCUGCUUCCUCCUCCUCUUCCUCCUCCUCUUCCUCCUCUUCCUCCUCCUCUCCCCCGCCUUCCCCCUCCUCCGACGUUCGUCGCUACAGCCUGCAGCAGCAGCCGCUACAGCCAGGCGCAGCAGCAACAGCGUCGCCACCAGAGGGGCCAGUGGUGGGAGUGGUGGAGCUGGCACUCACAGGCAAGGCGCGCCCUGCCUUCCCCACGCUUGACCCCCCGCCUCAUGCUGCUUACCUCUGCAACAUGGCCGUGGGACAUCAAUACAGGCGGCUGGGCAUCGCGCGAGUGCUGCUGUCAGCAGUGGAGGAGCUGGCAGCGACCCUGGGAGCCACGUCCAUGUGCCUGCACUGCCGCCUCGUGGAUAUCCCCCCCUUCCUGCUCUACUCCUCUGCGGGUUACACCACCUUGCAGCAGGACCACCCCCUUGCACCGCUGCUCACCUUCCAGCGCAGGAGAAGGCUCAUGCAGAGGGAGUUGAGUGGGAGUGGGGGAGAGCAGGAGAGUGGGGAGAGUGAGGAGGGGGUGGAGGGGAGGGAUGAGGGGGGUGUGUGGAAAGAGGAUGGGGGGUUGUGA